Molecule: messenger RNA, 4673 nt
Organism: Gracilinanus agilis (Agile Gracile Mouse Opossum)
Lineage: Eukaryota; Metazoa; Chordata; Mammalia; Didelphimorphia; Didelphidae
Product: protein SCAF11-like
Biological process (GO): spliceosomal complex assembly
Molecular function (GO): RNA binding
Source: RefSeq, a predicted model, not a curated record
UGGAAACCGAGUGACGGUGACCCGGUGACUUGUGUGGAGGAAACAUCACAGCCACCCCGCCGUAAGUGGGAGCCUCAUUUGCAGCCAAAGGAAUUCCUUACCAAGAAGAGAUGAAGAGGAAAAAUAACAAUAUUUCAAAUGAGGGGGAUGAGGAACACAAAGACACUGAAGGUGAAGAAAAUAGAAUGUGCCCUCAUUCCAUUCUCAUUCCAUAUGAAGAAGCUGAUAGAUGCCCAAUAUGUCUUUCCUGCAUAUUAGAGAAGGAAGUUGGUUUUCCUGAAAAUUGUAAUCAUAUCUUCUGCAUUACCUGUAUUCUUAAGUGGGCAGAGACUCUGCCUUCGUGUCCAAUUGAUCGAAAACCGUUUCAGGCAAUAUGUAAAUUCAGUGCAUUGGAAGGUUGUAUUAAGGUACAAGUACCAAGACAAUUAAGAGAAACAGAUGAUAAGAAACAUGUGGAUUGCCAUUCUGUAAAUAUUAAAAGCUGCAAGAGAAAAAGAGAAGAUGUAAAAAGAGAUCUGUUAAGUGCAGAAUUUUAUAAAGAUUUGAAGAAAAUGCAUAGAAAUACUUCAAAUAAUGAAAUGGUGAAAAGGAAAGCCACAUUAAUUAAGAUAAAUAAUGUAUUUUCUUCUGAUAAUCACAUUGGAGAAUCUUCUUGUACCAUUAGGAGUUAUGGAUUUACAGAAUUCACUGAAAUUGACUCAAUGAUUAGACAAAAGAGACAGGAACUCCAAUUGUCAUGGUUCUCUGAUACAUUACCUGGAGUUGCAAGAGUUGGUUUCAUUCCUUGGAUGGCUGGAGCUGAAAUCAUUCCUCUUGUUUCCUCUAUGUUGCCAAGAACAAUUUUUCCAAUGAAUACUAUUUCUUUGGAGGACUUUGGGUCAUUUUGCAAGGAACAUGCGCUAGCACAUACACAAGGGGGAGAGGAGAAGAAACAAACUUCAGGCACAUCAAAUAGUAGAGGAACAAGAAGAAAGCCUGCAGAAACAACUCCUAGGAGAAGAUCUACACGUAAUAUGAAAUCUGAAACUGUUAGUCAGUCUCAGAAUUCACCGAUUUCAAAUAAUUCUGAGUGUGAUGCUCCAGAUAGCAAUAAUUCAUCGGUAAAUGUUUCCACUUCAGCAGAUUCCAAGAAGCAGAUUAGACCAGUCCCCAAAAGAAAGCCUAAGAGAAGAACUAGAAAGGCACCUGUAGUUAGAAAGAAACUUCGAAGUUCAUCAUCUCUCCCUGAAAAAUCAUCUUCUAGUGAUUCUGCAGAUGAAGAAGUUAUAGAGUCUGACACACUCCCUGUAUUGGAUAAAGAAUGUAUAUCCAAUACAGAAAGUUGCAACUCUUGCAUCAUGCAGCCAGACAUAGAGCAAGAAUCUGUUAAUGGCUUGGGAAGUUUAAAUGAACAUGUAGACAUUGAGGAACUUAAAGAAAAUUAUGGAAAAGAACCGGAUACUGUAGAGAAGUCAUUUUCUGAUUCUGGUGAUCCAGAACCUUCUCUGCUAGUUGAAGAAGAAAUUAAGGAAAUUGAGAACAAAGGUACUGAGAAAGACACUUUGUUUUUAGAAAGUGAGCUCUCUAAGAAUAAUACUGAGAAAGAAGAUGAACGAAUAGAAACUCAAGUUAAAACAUCUGAGCAUUCAGAAUUAGAGGUAAAGGCAGAUGCAGCCCUUAAAAGUCCUCAAAAUGAAUUGCUUACACAUUCAAAAUCUGAGGGAGAUGUAAACCAGGUUGAUACUAAUUUCAAAGAUGAGGUAUUUGAGAGUUCAGAAUCAAAGGUAAAUGAAGAUCAAUGUACAGAGAGUCUCAAAGUGAGUAUCGUUGGCCAUCUUGAUUCUGAGAUUAAAGUAUUAUGUGUACAAAGUUCUGAGGUUGAGUCCCUUGAACAUGAAGAAGCAUUACUUGUAGAAGAUCAUGUUCCUGAGAACCCAAAGGUUGAUUUGCUUGAUCAUACAGAAUCUGGUGAACUGGAUUGCCCUGGAAAUGAGGAAAGUACAAUAGUUUAUUCAAAUAAUGAACAUUUAGAAAGUACUCAAGAAAAUAAAAAUUUUUUGAAAGAUGAUCUGUCAGACAAUGAUAAUGUUAACAAAUCUAUAGAAGAGAAGUCUGAAUUUCUUGCUGAAGAAAAUAAAAAUACAGAAUCAUCUAAUUUAGAUAGCGAACAGUUCCCCAAACAUUUUAAUGAGGACAAUAAUGAAACAAUACCUAUGGAAUGUGACUCAUUUUGUAGUGACCAAAAUGAAUCUGAGAGUGAACUGACUGUCAGUGCUAAAACCAAACUGGAGGAAAAUUCUCAAGAUAAAACACAAGAUUCAGAUCUUAUAAGUGUAAAGGGUGCAACACUCAUGCAUGAAACUGAAAAUUCUGCAAAUUUAGUAGAUAAGGCUAAAAAGCCUCGAACUAGAAGGUCUACAUUUCACUCUCCUACAACAUGGUCUCCUAGCAAAGACAUUAUACGGGAAAGGAAGCAGUCUCAAUCUCAAUCUCCUAAGAAAGACAUAGGAAAAGAAAGCAGAAAAUCUCAUUCUCAAUCUCCCAAAAUGGAAAUUACCAGAGGUCGAAGACGAUCUCGGUCUCAGUCUCGAUCUCCAAAGAGGGAUGUUGCAAGAGAGAGGAAACGAUCUCAGUCUUGGUCUCCAAAAAGAGAGGAAGGCAGGAAGUCUCAGUCACUCUCUCCUAGGAGAGACACUUCAAGAGAGGGCAGACGGUCUCAAUCAAGAACAAAAGAUUCUUCCCCAAGAGAGAAAUCUAGAUCUCGAAGCAGAGAAAGAGAAAAUGACAGAGAUGGGCAAAGGAGAGAUCGUGUUAGGGAGAGGAGGGCCAGAAGGUGGUCUAGGUCCAGAUCUCGUUCUAGGUCAUGUUCAAGAUCUAGAACAAAAAGUAAUAAGUCCUCCUUCAGUAGAAAUGACAGAGACAGUUACUCUCCUAGGUGGAAGGAAAGAUGGACAUAUGACAAUUGGAGGUUUCCCAGGGGAAAUGAUAGAUACAGAAAGAAUGAACAAGAUAAGCAGAAUGAAAACUUGAAAAAAGAAAAAAAUGAGGUUAAUCCAGAUAUUGAUGAACAGUGUUCUGCUGAUAAACAUAAAAAUGACUGUCCAGAUUGGAUAAUGGAAAGAAUAAAUUCAGGUCAAGACCCAAGGACUAGGAAUACAGAGAAAUUUAAAGAUUCUCAUUGGGAAGAAAAUAGACAUGAUAAUUCAGGGAAACCUUGGAAUAAAAACUUUGGUUCCAGUUGGAUGUCCAGCCGGGGCAGAGGCAACCGGGGCAGAAGUACCUUCAGAACAGGAUUUGGACAUAAUGAACAGAAUGAAAAUAGAUGGCAAAACAGAAAGCCCCUCUCAGGGAACUCAAAUAGUUCAGGGAAUGAGUCAUCAAAGUUUAUUGAACAGCAAUCCUAUAGACGUAAAAGUGAGCAAGAAUUUUCAUUUGAUACCCCUGCUGAUAGGUCAGGGUGGACUUCUGCAUCUAGUUGGGCUGUAAGAAAGACGUUGCCUGCUGAUGUACAGAAUUAUUAUUCAAGAAGAGGGAGGAAUUCCUCAGGCCCACAGUCUGGUUGGAUGAGGCAAGAAGAGGAAACACCUGAGCAAGAUCAAAACCUCAAAGACCAAACCAACCAACAAGGUGAUGGUACUCAGCUUCCUAUAACUAUGAUGCCGCAACAAAUGAAUGUAAUGCAACAACAAAUGAAUGCACAACACCAAACUAUGAAUAUCUUCCCAUAUCCUGUGGGUGUUCAUGCCCCCUUGAUGAACAUCCAACGUAAUCCAUUUAACAUUCAUCCUCAGCUACCCAUGCAUCUCCAUACAGGAGUGCCUCUCAUGCAGGUAGCUGCUCCUGCUAAUGUAUCUCGGGGAUUACCACCACCACUACCCCCUCCCCCGCCAUCCCAACAAGUCAACUACAUUGCUUCACAACCAGAUGGAAAACAACCACAGGGUAUUCCUAGUGCUUCUCAUGUAGGUAAUAACACAAGUACACCAGUCUUGCCUGCUCCAACAUCAACCCCUGGAAAUAUGGGCACAUUUCAGGGACCAAGUUCUGGUAAUGCUUCAUCAUCAAAUCACAGCAAAGCUCUUAAUGCUGCUGUAAAAUUGGCAGAAAGCAAAGUAAGUGUUACAGUGGAAGCCAGCGCAGAUAGCUCGAAGACAGACAAGAAAUUGCAAAUUCAAGAAAAAGCAGCACAGGAAGUAAAAUUGGCCAUUAAACCAUUUUACCAAAAUAAAGAUAUUACCAAGGAAGAAUACAAAGAGAUUGUGCGGAAGGCAGUAGAUAAAGUUUGCCAUAGUAAGAGUGGAGAAGUGAAUUCUGCUAAAGUGGCAAAUCUGGUUAAAGCCUAUGUAGACAAAUACAAACAUUCUCGGAAGGGGAGCCAAAAGAAAAACCCAGAAGAACCUGCAUCUACUGAAAAAAAAUAGGAUGAAAUAGAAGCGCUAAGAACACUAUCAAGAUUAUCUGCAAAGUGCAAUUUCAACAAGUACCAUUAACUGAAAAUUAUACACAACUGUUAUUGAAAUCUGGUUUUGAUAAAAUUCUCUUUUUUCAAUGUAGGUUAUAAUGGUUUGUUCUAAAUUAAUAGAGUUCUGCACUGCAACUUCUUUAUCCCUUUUUUCAAAAACAAAUUGAAAGGAAAGUGAAAAGUUUGAAGGAGAGUGCAUUUGAAUUAGGAAUGUGCUAUAGUAUGGAUACUG